GGGCAAGGCCCAGGUGUUUCGAUCUUUUGGCCUCUGAAGUCUGGAGGUGCAUAGUAAGCAUGUGGCUGAGGAAAUGGCCAGGGCCAACGGCUGUUGUAGCUUCUUUCCAAACUAGUGACGUAACCUUGAAGGUCACCGCACGUCUUGAGCCUUAGUUUCCCCUUUCACAAAGUGAAGACGUUUACAUAUUUCCAAGGUUAUGAAGGCAAGCUCUGGAUGAGCCCUGAGAUUGAACCUCCAAGAUGGAUGAUCAGGAUCCUGGGGGCAUUAGCCCCCUUCAGCAGAUGGUGGCCUCAGGAACUGGGGCUGUGGUCACCUCCCUCUUCAUGACACCCCUGGAUGUGGUGAAGGUCCGCCUUCAGUCUCAGAGGCCCUCAGUAGCCAGCGAAUUGACACCUCCUUCCAGAUUCUGGAGUCUCUCUUACACCAAAUCACCCUCUACUCUACAAUCCCCAGGGAAGUGCCUCCUCUACUGCAACGGUGUCCUGGAGCCCCUGUACCUGUGCCCCAACGGCACUCGCUGUGCCACCUGGUUUCAGGAUCCGACUCGAUUCACUGGCACCUUGGAUGCCUUUGUGAAGAUCGUGAGGCAUGAGGGCACUAGGACCCUGUGGAGCGGCCUCCCAGCCACCCUGGUGAUGACUGUGCCAGCUACUGCCAUCUACUUCACUGCCUACGACCAACUCAAAGCUUUCCUGUGUGGUCAGUCCUUGACCUCUGACCUCUACGCACCCAUGGUGGCUGGUGCCCUCGCCCGCAUGGGCACUGUGACAGUGGUCAGCCCCUUGGAGCUUGUGCGCACCAAGCUACAGGCUCAGCACGUGUCAUACCGGGAGCUGGCUACCUGUGUUCAAGCUUCGGUGGCCCAGGGGGGCUGGCGCUCACUGUGGCUGGGCUGGGGUCCCACAGCCCUUCGAGAUGUGCCCUUCUCAGCUCUGUACUGGUUCAACUACGAGCUGGUGAAGGGCUGGCUGAACGGGCUGAGACCAAAGGACCAGACAUCCGUGGGCAUCAGCUUUGUGGCUGGUGGCAUUUCAGGAAUGGUGGCUGCCACCCUCACUCUACCCUUCGAUGUGGUGAAGACCCAGCGGCAGAUCGCACUGGGAGCAGUGGAGGCCGUGAGAGUGAAGCCCCCAAGAGUUGAUUCCACCUGGCUCCUGCUUCGGAGAAUCCAAGCUGAAUCGGGCACCAGGGGACUCUUUGCAGGUUUCCUCCCAAGGAUCAUCAAGGCCGCUCCCUCCUGUGCUAUCAUGAUCAGCACUUACGAGUUCGGCAAAAGCUUCUUCCAGAGGCUCAACCAGGAACAGCCUCUGGGCCACUGAAAGGCGAGGAACAACCAGCUCUUGCAUGGGUGGGGACAGGAGACUGAGCCGAGUGCCUUCCCUCCCAACCCAGUCAUCCAGGCUACCCCACACUUCGACUCCUGCUCUUCCCGAAGGAAGCAUUCAGCAUUCACAGUCAGCAUUCGUCCACCUCCAAGUUCAAGACCAAAUCUGACAGCUGCCCCUUUCAUUGUAUCUCCUUGAUGUUUGUUGUAGCUUAGCCCUGAGUGAUCAGGCUCUCUGGGCUAGGCAGCCUUGUUUAUCCCCUGUCUAAAGAAGAUGACCUUCUGUGCA
Molecule: messenger RNA, 1616 nt
Organism: Arvicola amphibius (Eurasian water vole)
Lineage: Eukaryota; Metazoa; Chordata; Mammalia; Rodentia; Cricetidae
Gene: Slc25a39
Product: solute carrier family 25 member 39
Exons: 11
Coding region: 243-1322 (359 amino acids)
Biological process (GO): mitochondrial transmembrane transport
Source: RefSeq, a predicted model, not a curated record